AUGUUAUCACGGCGUCUUAGUGCGUUAUCCAUUCGUAAAAUAUGCGGCAAGCAACUAGUUUAUGCGGAAUACGGAGAUCCAGUUAAGGUGCUCAAGCUUCAAACAAUUGAUUUGCCUGACACUCCGCCAAGUGGACAUGUACACGUGAAAUGGAUUGCAUCUCCUAUCAAUCCUGCAGACUUAAACACACUUCAAGGAGUGUAUCCCAUAAAACCACCGCUUCCUGCUGUCGGUGGCAGUGAGGGUUUUGGACGAGUGGAGAAGGAUCAUUUGUAA
This is a messenger RNA of Strongylus vulgaris, 276 nucleotides long. Lineage: Eukaryota; Metazoa; Nematoda; Chromadorea; Rhabditida; Strongylidae. The record is from the annotation of a GenBank genome assembly.